Frankliniella occidentalis (western flower thrips) is the source of this 942-nucleotide messenger RNA. RefSeq lists its product as uncharacterized. Lineage: Eukaryota; Metazoa; Arthropoda; Insecta; Thysanoptera; Thripidae. The record is from RefSeq and is a predicted model, not a curated record.
AUAUUUAGCUACUGCCCAGUUCGUCGGCAACAACUUCCUCAAGGCCCAGGGUUACCCGAAGGCGACGCACUUUGACCCUGCACGGCCCGCCGAGUCCUUGUCGAUGCUCGCCAACGCGGUCUUCAAAAGGCACUUCGGCCUCAAAGUCAACUCGGCAACUUACAUUAAACCAGCGGUCGCGUACAUCCAGGAGGUCCUCCAGCUGGGACAGAGCAAGGGGCUCAGCAUAGCCGCCCUCUCCUCGUCAGACAUCGAGUCCAGACUGUCCGACACCAUCAACGGCGAGGUGGUGGAGCCCGUGCUGCGCGUCUGGCGGGCGUACCGAUACUCCACCAAGGUCCCCCAGUGCGCCGCCUACGUGCUGUGCGUCGUGAACAAGCAGGAGCCGGAGGGCGGGUCGGUGGCGGGGACCCAGGGCGUCCUCGCCCCGGCCGGCAUCAAGCCGGGCGUCACCAAGCUAUCGAGCAUGGUUGCUGCUUGGUUCAUAUCCGGCAACAACGAGACACCUUUCUGGAAACUGUACAACGCCGCGGUCGAGGACCACGACUGCUCAUCCAAAUACCAUCCCAAAGAAUCGUGUGCGGAGUUCCACGAAGAGGAUAUAAGGGCAACAACCGAAUACGCACAUAAUGAACUUUAAAGUUUUAAGCGAGUUUCAGGAAAAUGAAGACUGUUCCAGUAUAAAUUUGUCUAGCUAAGUUGAGGCCAAAGCCCGUGGAGCAUAUACAAUUGAUAUUUUAAACAGGUUACCUACGCCUAAGUGAAAUCCAUUUCUUUAGAAUGUGGUGAAUGUGCACCGUUUCUCCAAGGAGCAGAGAUAUAGAGAACUACAGUGUAUGCCUCAACUCGUUAAAAAAUAAUUGAUAGGCAGAAGUUACAAUGCCAUUGCAUGUUGAACUAUUUGUAAAUAAGAAUUUCCUGAUUUAAGUGUUUAGCUUCUAA